Molecule: messenger RNA, 1119 nt
Organism: Aureobasidium vineae
Lineage: Eukaryota; Fungi; Ascomycota; Dothideomycetes; Dothideales; Saccotheciaceae
Source: the annotation of a GenBank genome assembly
GUCGUGGUGCAUCGGUCGUCCAAGAUGCACCCCGACGUCGACGAGUAUGGACUCGAUCCAAUAUCUACGAUUGUCGUAGGGGCGGUCAUGUUCCUGCUGACGGGGAUUGCGCUGUCCUUGAGGGUGUACGUACGAGGCUUUCUCAUCAAGUCCUUUGGCUGGGAUGACAGGCUUCUGUGUUUUGCAUUNUUUCUGUAUACCGUGAAUUGCAUUACCUUGAUCCUCAUGGGAGCAACGCAAGCUAUUGAUGGUAUUGAAACCGUCUCUGCCUCUCGAAAACUUGCAAAGACAGCANNGCUCUCAAUCGUUGGCAUAACCAUCUGGAACGCAACCGAGAUAUUCAUCAAGUUAUCUGCUGCAUUGUUCUUCCUUCGACUGGUCCAGGAAGUUUGGCAGAAACGCACCAUACUGAUCUCCAUUACGAUCUAUGUGCUGGUCAUGACAACGGUCAUUUUGAUCACCAUCUUCCAAUGCGGAGUCCCCUCCAACAUCUUCAUACACCGCAAUUGCCUAGACUGGGACUCGGUCAUGGGACCCAUCAGUUACUUCAGUGGCGCCCUAACAGCACUCACAGACUGGAUCUUCGUCCUGACCACCGUAAGCCUUGUGCUGAAAACCAAAAUGCCACGACGGGCCAAAAUAUCAGUGGUUUUGCUUUUGUCACUAGCUGCUAUGGGUAGCAUAGUCUCCAUCGCACGAAUCCCUUUUAUCCGUGGCGGAAGAUAUCAACUCAACACCACCUCGAAACUCCCUCGCGUCGUCAUCCUCGCAGCCAUAGAAGCAGGAAUCGGCAUCAUUGCGCUCUCACUGGCUACCUUGCGACCACUGGUAAAGACCUGGAUGGAUGCGCUAAGUAGCAAAGCUUCUUCCUCAUCUGAAGAUGUUGAGCGCCAAAUUGCUGUUGCAGCUCAGCGAGAGGCACCAGCUCUGGUAGUCGCUGGUCCUUCCAAAAUCCAGGAUUAUGAGGUCAUCGAUAUUGAGAUGGCGAAACCCAAAGACAGACGCAAAGACUCGCAUUGGAAUGAUCAAGUGAUUGCGACUAUUUCCAUGCCUUCGGAGAUUUCUGGGAGAUAUGGUGUUCUGGAUAGUGUGUAUUCUGCCGACAAGCACGAAAGAUGA